ACGCUCUCAUAAAUAUUUAUUCGUCGCCACUGUAAACUGAGGAUAUCCAGAAAAAGGGUUAGUCUCGCUGCGCUGUUUAAGGGUUUCGUUUGUUACCAAAGGAAGAAGAAGAAGAUGCCAGGACCAGUUGUUGAGGAAGUUAACAUUGAGGAGCAAUUGAUGGAAGCCAUCAAAGAGCAAAUGAAGCUCGAGAAGGAAGAUGAUGUUGUUGUUGAGGAUGUGAAAGACGGAGAGGAUGACGACGACGACGAUGACGAUGAGAACGUCGAUGAAGCUGGUGAGAAUGAGAGUUCAAAGCAAAGUAGAAGCGAGAAGAAAAGCCGCAAAGCAAUGCUGAAACUUGGAAUGAAACCAGUCACAGAUGUUAGCAGAGUGACAAUCAAGAGAUCGAAGAAUGUUUUGUUUGUCAUCUCGAAGCCAGAUGUUUUCAAGAGUCCCAACUCUGAGACCUAUGUGAUAUUCGGCGAGGCCAAGAUUGAUGACAUGAGCUCUCAGCUACAAGCACAAGCUGCUCAGAGGUUCAAGAUGCCAGACGUUGCGUCUUUGACUCCUAACGCUGAUGCUUCUGAAGUAGCCACGGUUGCACAAGACGAGGAAGAUGAUGAAGAUGUUGAUGAGACUGGUGUUGAAGCCAAGGACAUUGAUCUUGUGAUGACUCAAGCUGGUGUCACAAAGGGCAAAGCUAUUAAGGCACUUAAAGCUAAUGAUGGAGACAUUGUUUCCGCCAUUAUGGAACUCACUACAUAGGUUUUGAGUUGCAGAACAUAGUUCUCAGCGACGGGUCCUUUCCUUUUCAAUCCACUUCUCUUUUCGCUAAGUAUUUUUCUUGAAGAUUAUUUGUCUUUUCUCGACUUUUUAAGGCUAUUUUUUUCUUCUCUGAGCCAUAAAUGAAGCUGCUUUAAAUCUAUGGUAUGAGACAUUUAUGUCUGAUGUUUUAGACAGUUUAGUAAGAACGAUAUAAGAGAUCUGUUUUUACAUAUCA
Eutrema salsugineum is the source of this 982-nucleotide messenger RNA. Its product is annotated as nascent polypeptide-associated complex subunit alpha-like protein 4. The coding region runs from base 115 to 747 and encodes 210 amino acids. The record is from RefSeq and is a predicted model, not a curated record. Gene Ontology annotation, biological process: protein targeting to membrane. Gene Ontology annotation, cellular component: cytoplasm; nascent polypeptide-associated complex. NCBI's taxonomy places the organism in Eukaryota, Viridiplantae, Streptophyta, Magnoliopsida, Brassicales, Brassicaceae. The transcript has 4 exons.